Messenger RNA from Hemisphaericaspora subhashii, 3558 nucleotides. RefSeq names its product MCM DNA helicase complex subunit (gene MCM2). The transcript has 2 exons. Gene Ontology annotation, biological process: double-strand break repair via break-induced replication; mitotic DNA replication initiation; DNA replication. The record is from RefSeq and is a predicted model, not a curated record. Lineage: Eukaryota; Fungi; Ascomycota; Pichiomycetes; Serinales; Debaryomycetaceae. Gene Ontology annotation, molecular function: 3'-5' DNA helicase activity; ATP binding; single-stranded DNA binding. Bases 1 to 3558 code for a protein of 1185 amino acids. Gene Ontology annotation, cellular component: nucleus; MCM complex.
AUGUCAAGUCCGGUUCGUAAUUCCAGAAAGAGACAAGCCGACGACACCGAAGACCAACACCCAGACUCUUCCAUCGGUCACCACCCAUCUUCUCCCUAUCUCGCCUCCUCACCCCAACUCCCCCCAUCGUCACCCGCCAUCCCAUUCAACGCCGAAGAAUUAGACGAAGAAGACGAAAUCCACAACGAUAUCGCCGAUUUAAACCCCAGUGAUGAAGAAGAAGAUGGUGAUGAUUUGAUCAAUGAUAUGAUGGAACGUGAUUAUCGUGCCAAUCCUGAACAAGAUAGAUAUGAUUUAGGUGACCAACAAAUCGAUGAUACUGGAGAAUAUGAAGAAAUGGAUGCUGCUACUAGAAGAAGAAUUGAUGAGCAAUUAAAUCGUCGUGAUGCAAUUUUGUCAAAUGCAAAUAGGUCAAGACGGACUGCGUUCUUGCAGGAUGAUGAUGAGGAUGAAGAUGAAGCUGGUGGGAUGAUGGAUCAAUAUGGGUUACCUAUUCAGAGAAGAAGAAGACGGAGAGGGGGGGAUGGUGAUGGAGGGGAAGAUGAUUUUAUGGAGGAUGAUGAAGAGGUUGAAAUUGAUCCGUUUAAUGAAGAAUUAAGUUUGGAAAGUUUGACUGAUAUUAAGGCUCCAAGUAUUACUGAAUGGAUUUUACAACCGGCAGUUAGUAGAUCUAUUGCUCGUGAAUUGAAGGCUUUCUUGUUGGAAUAUACUGAUUCAAAGGGUAGAUCGGUUUAUGGUGCUCGUAUUAGAACUUUGGGUGAAGUUAAUGCUGAAUCUUUGGAAGUUAGUUAUAAUCAUUUAGCUGAUUCAAAAGCAAUAUUGGCAUUAUUUUUAGCUACUUCUCCACAAGAAAUGUUAAAGAUUUUCGAUAUUGUUGCAAUGGAAGCUACUGAAUUACAUUAUCCUAAUUAUUCCCAAAUUCAUUCAGAAAUUCAUGUUAGAAUCAUAAAUUUCCCAAAUAAAUUGAAUUUACGUGAUUUACGUGAAAAUAACUUAAAUCAAUUGAUUAAAGUUUCAGGAGUUGUAACCAGAAGAACUGGUGUUUUCCCUCAAUUAAAAUAUGUCAAAUUCGAUUGUCUUAAAUGUGGUGUUGUCCUUGGACCAUUUAUUCAAGAUGCAAAUGCCGAAGUUAGAAUUUCAUUCUGUACUAAUUGUCAAAGUAAAGGUCCAUUUAAAAUGAAUUCCGAAAAAACCUUAUAUAGAAACUAUCAAAGAAUCACCUUACAAGAAGCUCCAGGAACUGUUCCAGCCGGUAGAUUACCCAGACAUCGUGAAAUCAUCUUAUUAUCCGAUUUAGUCGACGUUGCUAAACCAGGUGAAGAAAUCGAAGUCACCGGAAUAUAUAAAAACAACUAUGAUGGACAAUUAAAUGCCAAGAAUGGAUUCCCCGUCUUCGCCACUAUUAUCGAAGCCAAUUCUAUCAAAAGAAGAGAAACCACCGCUUUCUUGGGUGGUAACAGUGAUAAUAUCGUCAAUAUCUGGACCGAAGAGGAAGAAAGAGAAUUUAGAAAAUUGUCACAAGAACGAGGCAUUAUCGAUAAGAUCAUCGCUUCAAUGGCACCAUCGAUCUAUGGUCACAAAGAUAUCAAAACUGCCGUUGCAUGUAGUUUAUUCGGUGGGGUUCCCAAGAAUGUGAAUGGGAAAUUAUCAAUCAGAGGUGAUAUUAAUGUAUUAUUAUUAGGUGACCCUGGGACGGCAAAAUCACAAAUUUUGAAGUAUGUUGAAAAAACUGCUUCUCGUGCCGUUUUCGCCACUGGUCAAGGUGCUUCCGCUGUUGGGUUGACUGCUUCAGUUAGAAAGGAUCCUAUUACACGUGAAUGGACAUUGGAAGGUGGUGCGUUGGUAUUGGCGGAUAAGGGAACUUGUUUGAUUGAUGAAUUUGAUAAAAUGAAAGAUCAAGAUCGUACUUCGAUUCAUGAAGCUAUGGAACAACAAACGAUCUCUGUCAGUAAGGCCGGUAUUGUUACUACUUUACAAGCUAGAUGUUCGAUUGUGGCGGCAGCAAAUCCAAAUGGUGGAAGAUAUAAUUCGACAUUACCUUUAUCUCAGAAUGUUAAUUUGACUGAACCUAUUUUAUCAAGAUUUGAUAUUUUAUGUGUGGUUCGUGAUUUGGUUAAUCCUGAGAGUGAUGAAAGAUUGGCUGGAUUUGUUAUUGAUUCACAUAUGAGAUCGCAUCCUUCUAAUACUGAAGAUAUUGAAGAUGAUGAAGAUGACAUGGAUGAUGAUGAUGAAGAAGGUGCCAAGAGAGCACGUAGAUCUAGAUCAGAAAAGAUUUCUCAAUUAUACAGAGAGAAAGAACUGGAAAUUUCUUCAAUUCCACAAGAAACUCUUAUGAAAUAUAUUCAAUAUGCUAGAGUUAAGAUUCAACCUAAAUUACAUCAAAUGGAUAUUGAUAAAGUAGCAAGAGUAUAUGCUGAUUUAAGAAAAGAAUCUAUAACUACUGGUUCGUUCCCAAUUACUGUUCGUCAUUUAGAAUCUAUUUUAAGAAUUGCUGAAUCGUUUGCUAAGAUGAGAUUAAGUGAUUUUGUUAGUCAAAAUGAUUUAAAUAGAGCUAUUAAAGUUAGUAUUGAUAGUUUUGUUGGUACUCAAAAGGUUACUGUUAGAAAACAAUUACAAGCUAAAUUCCAGAAAUAUACUUUACCUACAAGAGCAAGUACCAUUGAAAACAUCAAACAAUGCAAACCCAUCCCAGAAGCAGAUGUUGAAGAACUCUGCACAAAAGUAAUCGAGCUUCUCAUCCAGGAAGCAAAUAUUCAACAUAUAGACACCCCAGUCACAAUAUGUGGAGAUAUCCAUGGACAACUCCAUGAUUUAAUCACUUUAUUCAAAACUGGUGGACCAUGUCCUCAAACUCAAUACUUAUUUCUUGGAGAUUUUGUCGAUCGAGGGUUUUAUUCAUUAGAAAGUUUUUUAUUAUUAAUGGCGUUGAAAGUUCGAUAUCCUGAUCGAAUGACUUUGAUUAGAGGAAAUCAUGAAAGUAGACAAAUCACCACCGUAUAUGGGUUUUAUGAUGAAUGUAUGAGAAAAUAUGGGACUGUUAAUGUAUGGCGAUAUUGUUGUGAAGUAUUUGAUUAUCUUUCAUUAGGUGCGAUAAUUGGUGGUGAAAAUGGUGUAUUUUGUAUUCAUGGAGGAUUGAGUCCUGAAAUCGAUACUGUUGAUCAAAUUAGAAUAUUGGAUAGAAAACAAGAGGUUCCACAUGAAGGUGGGAUGUGUGAUUUAUUAUGGUCAGAUCCUGAAGAUGUUAAUGGUUGGGCUAUAUCACCUAGAGGUGCCGGGUUUUUAUUUGGGGAGAACGAAGUAAAGAAAUUUUUACAUCGGAAUAAGAUUUCUUUGAUUGCUAGGGCACAUCAAUUGGUAAUGGAGGGGUAUAAAGAAAUGUUUAAUAGUGGAUUGGUAACAGUUUGGUCUGCUCCUAAUUAUUGUUAUCGAUGUGGGAAUGUUGCUAGUGUAUUGACAAUUGAUGAUAAUUUAAAUCGUGAGUAUAAAGUAUUUGAAGCUGCCACUCAAGAUGUUAGUGCAAUACCGUCAAAGAAACCUGCAAUUGAUUAUUUCAUAUGA